Molecule: messenger RNA, 6132 nt
Organism: Perca flavescens (yellow perch)
Lineage: Eukaryota; Metazoa; Chordata; Actinopteri; Perciformes; Percidae
Gene: cep295
Product: centrosomal protein 295
Exons: 29
Coding region: 312-6050 (1912 amino acids)
Biological process (GO): regulation of centriole replication
Cellular component (GO): centriole; centrosome; cytosol
Source: RefSeq, a predicted model, not a curated record
ACUACCGGAAGUGAUGUUUAGGACAAAAGCGUCCACUGUUUUUUUCAGGUUGGCAGGCGAUAAACAAAACAUAGUGUUGAUUUAGCUAGUAUUCUUUCGCUACCUUUUCCUAAAAUUAUUGGUAUUUAUUUUACUUUUUAAACUUUUCCGAUGGCUGUCAGAGUCGUAAUGGUUGUAAAUGUCUGCAACACAAUGAAGCUAAUAUAAACUAACGUUAGCUAAUAUCAACUAGCACGGCUAACGUAGCUAACGCCAGUUGUUAGCUAGCUACCUUGCUUUUUGGGAAAUGUCCACCUACAUAUUUGAGGAAAAUGAAGAGAAAAGUGGCCAAAUUAAGACUGAGUCCUAACGAAGAGGCUCGGGUAAUACGAGAGGAGCAUGAAAGGAGGAGAAAACUUCGAAUACAGCAGGUGCGGGAGCAGCAGCGGUACAUCGCUCUGCAGAUCCGCCGAGAGGUUGAGCAGAGACGGCAGCGUGAGCUGGAGCAGCUGGAGGAGGAGCUGAGGAAGGACUGGGAGCGACAGCAGAGGGAGAAACUCGACACGCUGCAGAAUCUAUACCAGGAGAGCCUCCAGCUUCUCGGUCAGGGACACAGGAGUGCACAAGAACAUGAACCCGACUUGGCUGCCAUAGCUCAGAGGGAGGAGGAAAAUCAUGUCAAAGCAGAGGAGCGUUAUCGAGAAGCCUUGAAGGAUCUCAAAUCACAAAGGCUUAAAGAUAAUGAGAGACAAAGCCGAUCCAUCAAUGCCAGGAAAAAGGCACUACAGGCAGAAAAGGAAAGAUCAGCAAAAGUGGCCAGCCUCCCACCGCCUCUUCCAAACCCCAUUCAGAGCAUUGAUUCCAAGAAGCCACAUGUAGUAAAGAAAUCUGAUGUAAGUGCCUUUGCUGCCACGCAUUAUCACAUGCCUGAGAGCACAGUGGACAGAGAGGAAGACACAAAGCAGCCUAAUGCCCAUGAGGGAGCUGAGCUGGAGGCGAGGAGACUGCAGGACUUACAGAGGGAGGACAAGAAGAGGAGAGAAGAGCAGCUUGAGAAGGCUCGUCUCAGAGGGAAAGAAGCUCUGAGGAGGGAACAUCUCGUGCAGGAUCGUGAACGCUUGCUUGUUGAACUGGAGCACAUGCAGCAGACAGACCUGCUGAGGAGGAGACAGCAGGUAUCACAAAUGCCUCCUCAGAUUUUCCAGCCUCUCUAUAAACGACAGGAGACACGGGAGGACUUCCAGAGGGAAAUAGAGUUUGCCUUUGAGGACAUGUACACUGGAGAGAGGAGGGUUAAAGGAGAUCUGGUGGUCCAGCUGGUACCCGAGCCUCUGCCAGCUCUGUCCACAGGCAGCCAGGACCAAGAGCUGGACGUCACACUGGAUGAAAUCGCCACACAAGAUACAAGAAACGCACAACAUGACACCGAUCAGGAUGCUGGAGGCACCGAGCAGGAAACAUCUGCUCAAGUGGAUCCCUCCAAACCUGCUCCAAGACGGGCGUUGAAGAAACUCCUGGAUCGUAUCCGGAGCCAGAGGAAUCAGUGGACUGACCACAGCCGCCACGCGCCUGCGGCCGAUUCACCGACGGCCAUCACCGAUCAGAUCCCAGAGCGGGACACGACCAUCGACACAGGCUCUCUGACCGGCGAGGAGAAAGACACGCUGCCCCCCGUCGAGCUUGCUGAGCCUGGCCACUCCCCCCCGGUGUCGGAGACAACCGAACAUUCAACUGCAGCAGAUACUCUACCUCCUGAUGUACUCGCCAACAGAAUCCAGGAGUUUGAAGAACGAAAAAAAAGGGAAGAGGAGCUCGAAAGGCAGAAGCAGCAGCAGGUGGUUUUGCUCCAGGAGCUGGAAGAGCAGAAAGACAAAUUGGAGCAGAUGCUGCUUGAGGCCCAGCAGGAGAGAGAAGAUUUGAAGGCGGUUGUGACACAGCGACUUCCUAUUAACCGAAUAGGACUAUCUGUCCAUGACCAGGGAGCCACCUCUGUCACUCCUGGUCUAGUCACUGAGCUGGUGCCUGCUGCAGGUGAAGAUGACCACAGCAGAAGGAUUAGAGAAUAUCAACAGCGGUUGCUGGAACAAAACAGAAUUCACCAGAGGUCAGUGGAGGUGGCUCGUCAGCGCCUGGAGGAACACCAGCGAGCACUACGAAUUCGUCACAACAUGUCCGCCACAUCGUUGCUAUCUGCUGUUGUGCCGUCAGUCCCAAUUCGCCCACGUCUGCACAGUGCUCAGUCUGUGCAUCUUCCAGCUCCUCUGCAACUCCCUACAUCUCCUGCAGUGCAAGAAUACACCCACACCAAAUCACAAACCUCUGUGGAAGUUCCUACAAGAGAGUCUGACACGUUGGCUUCUCCUUCACGACUUCCCAGCUCCCCUGUAAGCGUUGGCUCCAAGUCGCUGCCCGAUGAAGUUGAAUCUAUUGCGAGCAGUCAGAGUAACCAGAGACCAGAUGUCACUGCCUGGCUGACUGACAACAUAAUGGAGAGAGUAACGGAGCACCUUAAAGAGAGAUUGAGACCCUCCUCAGAGUCGCUGCCUUACAAUCUGUUCCCAACACAUCGUUCAACUGGCAUCCCACUCCAGCCAACUUCUGAACCCAUCCGCGCCAUUAGCCCGAACGUCACAGAUGGUGCAACUCUGGUUCCAGGACAUGCGCCGGUUAUGCCUGGGACCUUGCUGCAUGGCUCCCUGUGGACUGGGUCUCUGAACUCCAGAGAGAACGACGACAUGGAGAGGCAGAGACGAGAGCUGCAGGAUGUCCAGAGAAGGCUACUGGAGCGGAGGGAGUCAAUGGCGCUGCAGCAGAGACAGCAAGAGGAGGAGAGGCAGAGACGAGAGCUGCAGGAUGUCCAGAGAAGGCUACUGGAGCGGAGGGAGUCAAUGGCGCUGCAGCAGAGGCAGCAAGAGGAGGAGAGGCAGAGACAGGAAGAGCAGCGACAGAGACAGGAAGUGGAGAUGGAGCAGAUCAGGAGGCAAAAGGAGACACUGCAAGCUCUGAUUCCUACUGAUAAACAUCCAGUUCCAGAGGCUGCCAGUGAAGUAUUAGUUUCAGAGAACAUCAGUCAGACCCGCCUGAAAUUACUUGCGUCCCUGCUGAGAGCUAUAGAGGAGUCUAACGGAGGAACUUUAUCACACCUAGAAGACCCUCAGGAGAGAGAUGGAUCCUCUCCGCAACCGCCAUCUGACGGUGGUGAGACAGAUCUCAUAUCUCGGAGCAAUGUUCCUGCUGGACCUGCCCCGGUGUCAGUCCUCGCCUCAGAACUCCUCCCUCCUCCUCCUCGAGCAGCAAAGCCCCCGGUGACCCGCGUCAGGCUGGGCGUCAUGGACAUGAUGACUGAACAACAUGAGCUUAGUGCCAUUCAAGAGGUGGAAACACCAGCCGACACCAGCCAAGUCACAGGUCCAGAGGAUAGUGUGAAGGUCCCUCCACACACUGUGGACCGGGAUCUGCAAGAGGAAUCAGAGUCGUCUGUGGCCUCUGACUCGUCCCAGCAGACACCCUCUUGGUCCAGCAGUGGGCAGCGGACUGCUGAACAAUCAACCAGCUCUGGAACGAGCUCCGGGAGAUCCAGCAGUGUCAUCUGGAGAGAGAGGCAGCUGAUGGGGGCAGGAACAUCUCCAGAAUCCUCACAGUCUGAUUUUAUCCGGAGGAUAAUCUCACCACCUUCCUCUGACUCUGGGAGAGGAGCUGACUACUCUGGUCCUGCAAUCCCAAGUUACAGAUCCCCUACAGAGUCUGUACAUAGGCCUCCUGAUUCGGACGGCCUCUCCUCCACCACCAUCUCCACCGGCAGCUACAUCACCUCCGAUCCUGAGCAAAACGUAAACACUGAUAAAUCCCCAUCUCUAAGACGUUUAGAACAAGGAGCAGAUUCCCCUGGCGUUUCCUCUCCAUCCGGUCAAAGCUUCGGUAUUAAGGAAAGCUCGACUGAAGCUCAUCCUGGUUUGGCUGUAGACUCUCUCUUUAAUGACAGCAGCAUCCAGCACAUUAUUGACAGAUACACAAGGGAGCUAAACAUCUCGCUCAGCACUGCCGGCAAAACCACAGACAGUGAAUCCUCUUAUAUGGAAGAAACUGGCUCUUCAGUCUCCCAGCAGUCUUUGGUUCGAGUCUUGGAGAGGAGAGGGGAGGAUGAAAGCUCUACGCCUCAUCAGUCUCUUCCCUCAGACACCGCAGGAGCACGGAGGAGUGGCCUGGAACGGGACAAUACAGUCAAUCCGAUCCUGGAGCACUUCUCAGGCGAGGACACGUCACUGGCUGUGGACCAAGAGCAGGACUCUUUCAGACCUCUGAUUGGCCAGCUGGCGGACCAGUCAUCCUGUUUCGCUGUUGACCAGAGGGACUCAGCCAUGGAGCGCCUGGUCGGUCACCCAUCGGCUAGCUCGUCCAUGAUUGGUCAGCUGACAGGUCGGCCUGUCUCAGUGAGCUUUGAUCAAGGUGGAUGGGAUUCCACUCUGAGUCGAAUGAUUGGUCGACUCUCCCAUCAGUCCAGCUCCCAUUGGCUGAGUGGUGGGCAGGACUUUUAUGCCGGUCAGCUGAUGGGUCAGAUGCCAUUGGAGCGGUCGACCACAUGGUUGGAUGAGAGCAGAAUGAGACCCCUGGUUGGGGAGCUGGAUGAGUCUGCGGGGCAGCACAGUGGACACUCAGAUGAAAGAACCCACGUAGAUCUUGGUGUCUCCACUGAGGCCAGUGGUCCGUCAUACCCAGUGUUGCCUCCUGAAGCCUCGUCACACAGUCCUUAUGUCCCGGCUGUGAAUCCACAUCCGCAGGACCAAACCAACGUGGACCUGGGCCCAGAGAGGACUGAAGUGUUUCCAGGUUCAGACUCAUUCCACCCGCUUCUGGCUGAGGUCACCCACAACGAAACGGCAGACCCCUCCAUGACGUUUCACCAGCCCGAACACGAUGGGCGUGCCACCUCCCCUGAAGGACAGCCAGCCAGCGGGGGAAGCCGUGUUUCCACACCUUCCGAGGAGGUUGAAAUCCACACUGUUGAGUCUGAACCUUCACCCGAGCGCGUCAGAACGGAGGAUCUGUCCGGCUGCGUAGCAGAUUCCCCCACCUCGCAGGAAUCCUUCUCCCAGCUCGCCACCUCCCAGUACCAACCCAGAGACUCUGUCCUCAUGCUGUCUCCCACCAUGAUGUCGCCAGAGGGAGCGGAUGCAGACAGAAACGGCAUUUCUGAAAGGCUGGGAGAUGCAGUCCCAUUCAGCGACCUCUGUCCUGUCUCCGAUAAGAUAUGGGAGGCCGCCAGUGAGAAGGGGAUCCUGGAGCAGUCGGAGAUAACACUAGUGAGCCUGACGGAUACCACGCUGCAGGACCAAGAGACCACCAUCGCUGAGGACGAGGGAAUUUGGGAAGACCAACCUCCAGAUGGAGCGAGGGAAGAGGGACAGAAAGGCCAUGAGACAGAGGGGACGGAAUCCACGUUGUCACCGGAUGAGACUCCAGAGGACAAGAACCAAACGCACCCAGAUUCAGUGAAGCUCCUGGAGUUUCAGUGGGGUCCUAGCAGAGGCCUGCAGGAGGUCCACCACGAGAAGCGCAGAGCGCUGCUCCAGAGAUCGUCCCGCAGGGUGGAGGAAAUUAAGGCUAAAGCGACUCGUGCCAAGAUUCAACCGGAGGUCCAAGCUCCAUCUGUAGCCGGAGAGCAGUCUAAAGCUAAGGAAUCUCAACCAGUCACCUGUAAGGAAAAGUCGAAGACAGAACCUCAACAUAAGACUAGUACCAAGUCAAAGGGGGGACAGGCUGAGCUGCAUCAAACUACUGAGAAAUCUGGCUUUAUCAAGCCGAAAAAGCCCCAGCUUCCCCCUCCAGGGAGCGAUUUCAAGCUGAAAAAGGUGGACGAGGUGAAGAGCUGCACACCGGAACAAAGGAAACUGGAUGUCUCUGAGAUGCACCAGAGAACUCAGAGACUGUAUAAGCAGCUGGAGGAAGUGAAGCUUCAGCAAGCGAUCAGGAACAGACAGGAAGCUUGUGCAAGAAACCGACUGAAGGCCAAGGAGUUCCACAAGAAAACCUUACAGAAACUUCGUGCCAAGCAAACACAGACACUGUUGUGAAUGUGUUCUAGUUCCACUUUUGUAAAUUUAAGUUUUUGUAUAAUUUAAGUUUUUAUCAAUAAAGCAUUUUAAGUUAUUUUAA